AUGACUGCCACUUAUCGUCUACAACUGCCGUUACUCAUCAUCACAUAUGUCAUAUUCUCAUCUAUAACAAUAGUUGCUAAAGCUAUUGCAUACGCUAGUCCAAAAAUUAAUCAAAAAAUUCUUAUUGGACCAAAUGAUAUCAAUGCAUAUCCAGGUGAAACAAUUCAAUUUCCUUGUAUUGUUUCAAAACAAUCCGAUGCUAUUGUAACAUGGUGUUGGAAUGAUUUUUGUACAUUAGGUAAAACACAAUUAUUACGAUAUGAAAGAAUUGAUGAUAGUUUAAUAAGUAUUUAUCAAUAUACGGCUUAUCCAAGAUUUCAAUUAUUAAUCAAUGAACGUCUUAAUCACUAUAAUUUGUCAAUUGUUCAUGUGUCAAAUAAAGAUGAAGGGAUAUUUCAAUGUCAAGUGCAGAGAACAAUGAAUGCACAUGAAGCACGCUCCGAACGUGUUCAUUUAACUCUUAUUGCUCCACCGGAUGGUCAACCAACAUUGAUACUACCUAAUAUGCCAUUAAAACAAGGUCAAUCAGCAAAUAUAACUUGUUUAUCAACUCCAUCAAAACCGGCGUCAAAAUUAAUUUUAUAUAAAAAUGAACAAAUAAUAACAAAAAAAUCAUCAUUAAUGAUUUUCUAUGAAUUAGAUAUGUUAACAAAAAAAAAUGUAACAAAACUUGUUUAUAUUAUUGAUGAUCCAGAUAGUAGUUGGGAUAAUGCACGUAUUCGAUGUGAACAAAUUUAUCAAUAUGCAAAUAAUUUUCAUAAAGAUAUUUCAACAAGAAUACAUGUUCAUUAUAAACCAAAAGCUCGUAUUGAAUCUCAAAAUCGUUAUCCAUUAACAGUUAAUUCAACAGCAACUUUUCGUUGUAUUGUUCAUGGUAAUCCUGAACCACAAUUGAGAUGGUUUGCUAAUUCAAUGGAUUUAACAUCAUUAACAAGUUCGAUAAUAAAUAUUCCAUUAUCAAGACAUGUACAUAAUCAUUCAAUUGGUUGUACAGCAAUAAAUUCAAUUGGUACAACAAAUACAAGUAUUCGAUUAUUAAUUCGUUAUUCUCCAAUAUUUAUUGUUCGUCCACCAAAAUUUGUUGUUCUUGAUUUUGAUGAUAAAUCACCAACAUCAAAUCCUAUGAUACUUCGUUGUAUAGUUGAUUCAUUUCCUCGUUCGAGGAUUUCAUGGUAUCGUUAUGGACAAAAAUUAGCUGAAGGUUCAUUAUUUAAUCUUGAAAAUAUAACAACACGCGAACAACAAGGAAUAUAUUCAUAUCGUGUUGAAACGGAUGGUUUUGAAACACUUUAUAAUGAUUUUAUUAUUUAUAUAAAAGGUAAACCAUUAGUUUAUAUUCAAGAAUCUAAACAACAUUAUUCAUUAAAUAUUCGUGAAUUUGAAUGUCAAGUUUAUUCAUCAAGUUCAAUUCUUAAAAUAAGUUGGAAAUUAAAUGAUCAAUCAAUUGAAUCAACUGAUCAAUCAUUAAUAUCAACAACAUGUGAUAAUCAUAGUUGUUUAUCAAAAUUAAUUUAUAAUAAUCGAAAAAUAUUUUCAUCAACAAAUAAUCUUAAUCGUUUAUCAUGUAUGGCUGAAAAUGAAUAUGGAUAUGAACAAAGUCGUCUUUAUCAAAUUAAUUUAGAUGAAGAUCCAUCAACAAUUUUAAUAUCGAUUAUAUUAAGUAUAUUUUUUCUUCUCACUAUUUUAUCAAUUGUUGCUAUCUAUUGUGGUUGUCGUGUUCGACAUAGACGAAAACGUUCAAUCAAAAAUCUUCCAAUUGUUUAUGAUGCACAUUAUUCAAUAAAUGAAUUAAUCAAAGAUGUUGCAUCUUUACGAACAUCUGAUUUACGUACAUGUAAUCCAUCAUUCAAUGAUAAUGAUCAAUUAUCAUUAAAAAUUGAACAAACUAAAAUUGAACCAACAGAUCAUUUAUUAACAUCAUUAUUUAAUAAUAAUCGUACAAAAAAAUUAAUGGAUAAUUUAUCAAAUGAAUCAUCAACAAAUAGUUCGGGUUUUCAUUCAAAAUCUACAACAACAACAUUUAAUAAUGAAUAUAGUCCUAGAUUAGUUGAAACAACUGAUUACACAUUUUCAGGUAUACCUCCAUUAUACACAUCACAAUAUCAGAUGAACGUGUGA
Messenger RNA from Rotaria sordida, 2118 nucleotides. Lineage: Eukaryota; Metazoa; Rotifera; Eurotatoria; Philodinida; Philodinidae. The record is from the annotation of a GenBank genome assembly.